Molecule: messenger RNA, 1275 nt
Organism: Trypanosoma brucei brucei TREU927
Lineage: Eukaryota; Euglenozoa; Kinetoplastea; Trypanosomatida; Trypanosomatidae
Exons: 1
Coding region: 1-1275 (424 amino acids)
Molecular function (GO): protein binding
Source: RefSeq, a predicted model, not a curated record
AUGUCCAGGAGGUGGUCUUGCUUUAUUGUAUCCAUUGGUGGCCCGUUAGCGCCGUUUCGCAGCUGUUCUCACAGUUCUCAGUUCCACACGCAGAAGAAAGAGCGACUCGGCGUAGUCGACAUUUCCUCGCGCAACAUAAACGAAGAAAUGGCGUCGAAGGUUCCACUUUUCCUUUAUUUUCAUGUCACAAACAAUGCGGACGUCGCCUCCUACACGGAGCGGUUAGCGGGGCAGGUGGACGCCACAAACCGAAGAUUGCAGAACAACAAUAUGGCAGAAGUGUACCAAGAGUUUGGAAAGGACCGUGGGUUGGCAAUCAAGCUUGGACUCGUGGACUGCGUUAGGAAUGGGUCGCUAACUCAGCAGUUCAACGUGGAUCCGCACAUGUUUCCCAUAGUGUAUUUCGUGCGGAAUAAGAUUUACGCGGAUAAAAUGGUGGGUAUUGUGCCAGAAUCACAAGUGAAAGAAGCAAUUGAUGCUUUCAUCGAGUAUUCGGCUCAGGAGAGCAAGAAUGAAAUGGAGGGAACUUCAGUCUUUCAGAAAGUUAAACGUAGUGAUGAAUACGACGAAAAUGCCAUGACGCUACUGAACGCAGCCCAUACAAGGUUGAAAAAUAAAGAUAUACCUAAAGCAAGGGAACUCUUUCAGAAGGCAUACGACGUAGCAGUUACCGAGACAGAUGCCGUUUGUAAACGUCUUGGUAUCUCAAAGGAAAAGAAAGUGACCCCAGAGAUGUGGGAGGCCCUGAAGCGUGAGGGAUCUUAUAAUGCUAGCCCACAGGCACUUUGUGGGUUGGCCAUGUGUGCUAUGGCAAGUAAAGAUUCAAAGGAGGCCCAACGCAUUGUACUGAGAAUACGGGAAGAAUUCCCAUUUGCUACACGUGACCUUCGUGACGUUGCGGAAGCUGUUGUCCGCAUCGAGUUGCUUGUCAUCAGUGACUUUGACGUUGAGAAGGAUACGUAUGCCACACUCUUGACGUAUGAUGAUCUUACUAAGGACCCCGCAGCGCUGUAUCGUCAGCGUCUCAAGUUAGCCGUCGCGCACUUUGUGGAAAAACGCCACCAUAAGGGCAUUGAGGAGUGCCUUCGUCUCAUUCGUGCCGAACCAAAGUUGCUUUCUGCGUUGAAAGAAGCUGAAAUUGUACCGAAAGACACUAUCCUCGGCCCAACUACAAAAACCCCGGCGCGGCAGGUUAUUGUGGGGAUAUUUGAAGCUCUUGGAAAUAGCAACGAGCACACUAUUAAGGGUCGCGAGUUGCUGCAAGCAUACCUUUAG